This is a messenger RNA of Fonsecaea multimorphosa CBS 102226, 1272 nucleotides long. RefSeq lists its product as uncharacterized. Gene Ontology annotation, cellular component: nucleus; cytosol; perinuclear region of cytoplasm. The transcript has a single exon. Gene Ontology annotation, molecular function: small GTPase binding; GTPase activator activity. NCBI's taxonomy places the organism in Eukaryota, Fungi, Ascomycota, Eurotiomycetes, Chaetothyriales, Herpotrichiellaceae. The coding region runs from base 1 to 1272 and encodes 423 amino acids. The record is from RefSeq and is a predicted model, not a curated record. Gene Ontology annotation, biological process: nucleocytoplasmic transport; activation of GTPase activity.
AUGGCUGAGGAAGCCUCGUCGACCUUCUCCCUCGCCGGCAAAGGCCUCAAAAUCGACACCAAGGAAGAUCUCGAGAAACACAUUGACCUACUAAGGUCGUCCUCUUCUGUCACUCACAUCGAUCUCUCUGGAAACACACUAGGCGUCUCUGCAUGCGCCGCACUCGCACCCAUUUUGGCCUCAAAGUCAACUCUGCAAAGCGCCGAUCUACACGAUAUCUUCACGUCGCGUCUUCUCGACGAGAUCCCACCAGCACUAUCCUCUCUUCUCACUGCCCUACUCGAGUGCCCCAACCUGCACACGAUAGACCUGAGCGACAAUGCAUUCGGUCUCAACACGAAGGAUCCCCUCGUGGAUUUCCUGUCCAAACACACCCCGCUGAAGCACCUGGUCUUGAAUAACAAUGGCAUGGGUCCCGAAGCAGGCACUGCCAUUGCCGAAGCGCUUAUCAAGCUGGCGGAGAGGAAAGAGACGGCCAGAAAAGAGGGGAAGAGCGUACCAUAUCUGGAAAGCAUAGUUUGCGGCCGCAAUCGGUUGGAGAACGGGAGCAUGCCUGCCUGGGCGAGGGCGUACGAGGCACACAAGGCCGGAAUCAAAAGCGUCAAGAUGACGCAAAAUGGUAUCCGACCGGAGGGUAUCUCCCACCUAAUCACAUCCGGACUGUCAAAAUGUGAAAACCUCGAGGUCCUCGACAUGCAAGACAAUACGUUCACUCUCAAAGGCGCACAGGCCCUGGCAAACGCGCUCAAUGGUUGGUCGAAUCUCAAAGAGCUCGGCGUUGGCGACGAUCUACUGGGCGCCCGUGGCGCAAUCAAAGUUUUCGAGUCUUUCUCCGGAGGAGGUAACGAGAGUGUGGAGAUUCUCAGACUACAGUACAACGACAUCACUCCAGCGGGCGUGAAGUCGCUGUUGAGAGCUGCAAAGCACGAUCUACCAAGGUUACGACGGGUGGAACUGAACGGGAACAAGUUUGAAGAGGAGGACCCGUCAAUUGAAGAACUGGCUGCACUGUUGAGCGACAGAAGAGAUGAGUUGGGCAAGGACGAGGAUCCAGAGGAUCACUGGGGACUGGACGAGUUAGAUGAAUUGGAAGGAGAAGAGGACGAGGAGGACGAAGAAGAAGAAGAAGCCGAAGAGGAGGACGAGGAGCAGGAGGAGCUGGCGGAGAGAAUCCUCAAGGAGGCUGAAGAGGCCGAGGGGGAGAAGGUGGCAGAGAAGAAGGAUAAAGAAGUCGAUGAGUUGGCCAAUGCUCUGGAAAAGACGCAUGUAUGA